Messenger RNA from Myodes glareolus (Bank vole), 809 nucleotides. Lineage: Eukaryota; Metazoa; Chordata; Mammalia; Rodentia; Cricetidae. The record is from RefSeq and is a predicted model, not a curated record.
CCCUUGUAUGAUACCAUGCCCCAUGUUAGAAGAAAGAAACAGAAGCUUGCUAAGGAGAGAGCUGGGCUUUCAAAGUUACCAGAUUUAAAGGAUGCUGAAGCUGUUCAGAAGUUCUUCCUUGAAGAGAUACAACUUGGUGAAGAGUUAUUAGCACAAGGUGACUACGAGAACGGUGUAGACCACCUGACAAAUGCAAUUGCUGUGUGUGGGCAGCCUCAGCAGCUGCUGCAAGUGUUACAGCAGACUCUUCCACCACCAGUGUUCCAGAUGCUUCUGACCAAGCUUCCAACCAUUAGUCAGAGAAUUGUAAGUGCUCAGAGCUUGGCUGAAGAUGAUGUGGAAUGAGCCGGAUAUCAACACUAUAAAAUCUGUUAAAAUUGAUUUAACCAUUAGCUUGGAAGCUGCUCGGCUCUGGGGGAAUAAGGGCAAAUGUGCUUGUCAUGAACUGUCCUACACUGAAGUCUACCAAAGUGAAUAUGUGCUUUGAGUAGAUCCAUUGUCUGUUCUAUUUAUUUUUUCCAGUGAAAAGUAUUUUGAUAGGACUUUUCAUUUUAUAAAUACACUGAGUUAACCAAAAUAUCAUGGAUUUCGUUUAUUCUUAUGACAUGGAAUUCAAAUGUAAAUACAGUAAGUGGAGUAUUACUGAGAUAAAAACGCCCGGUGAUGAGUUUUGAACGAUUGGAAGAGAACAUGAAGGAUAGUUGGAUAAUGCCCGUUUUUAAAGACUAGUGCAUUUUACUGUACGUCAUAAAAUUGGAUAGAAACAUGUGUUUGUGAAAACUGAGCAUUAAAAUCUUACAGAGACCGUC